Molecule: messenger RNA, 3267 nt
Organism: Sander lucioperca (pikeperch)
Lineage: Eukaryota; Metazoa; Chordata; Actinopteri; Perciformes; Percidae
Product: retinal homeobox protein Rx2-like
Exons: 4
Coding region: 481-1458 (325 amino acids)
Biological process (GO): positive regulation of transcription by RNA polymerase II
Molecular function (GO): DNA-binding transcription factor activity, RNA polymerase II-specific; RNA polymerase II cis-regulatory region sequence-specific DNA binding
Source: RefSeq, a predicted model, not a curated record
UUAAACCCUUUGGUUUACUACCAUUCCCCCGCAAGCUUUGGUGUCUUGUGUGGUUAAGGAGAGUUUUGUCAGGAGAGAAAGAGAUUACAUGUGCUUGUUGCACAGGACUCCAACGGUAGGUCCUUGCUCACUUGUGUGCAGGGGAUUUCAAGGACUUAACUGGGAGUAACAAGUGCCUACAGUAGAUAUUGUCAGUGUUAUUCGUCUUCUUAUGGACUACAGAGAGACACCAUGUAGUAGUAGGAAUCUGUGGUAGGAAUCUGAAAGAAGAUGUGACUUUGUUCUGCUUUAACGUAAACUAUACAUUGAGCCUCACUGAAGUGAUCCUUGAAGGAUACGGCCCUCACGCUUCACAUAAAUCUCCUCCAUUGCACGUGAACCAGAACAAGAGCUCUGUACAACAACUGGUCUGCUUGUCUUACUUGGUAGCAUUUUGCUUUUUUCUGACAAAGAAGAGAGAAAGUGUCUCAAAAGGCUCGUAUGCAUUUGUCAAUGGAUACCCUGGGAAUAGUGGACGAUAGUUGUCUUGACAACUAUGACAUGGCAAAAGGUGCUGGGUCAAGCGGUGGAGGCAGGGUCCACAGUAUUGAUGUCAUACUGGGAUUCACUAAAGACCAGGACCCUUUACUCCAUUCGAUAGGCGAGGAUGACAGGCAGCAAGUCAACGGAGAAAACCCACAACACCCUGAGAAGCAGGUCCCGUCACACCCCUAUGGACACCUUCCAGAACUGGGUGAUAGUUCCCAACAUUCUUCCUACCAUGAAUCGGACCUUUUCUCUGGUGACAAGUGUGAUGAAGAAAUGAGCAACCUGCAGAAGGAAAUGGAUGUUGCUGAGGGGUCUCCAGAGGCCAUUACAGAGGAAGACCACACUAAAAAGAAACACAGAAGAAAUCGUACCACAUUCACCACCUAUCAGCUUCAUGAGCUGGAACGAGCCUUCGAGAAGUCCCACUACCCAGACGUCUAUAGCCGUGAAGAGUUGGCAAUGAAGGUUAACUUGCCUGAGGUUCGAGUUCAGGUGUGGUUCCAGAACCGAAGGGCCAAAUGGAGACGACAAGAAAAGAUGGACACUAGCACCAUGAAGCUCCAUGAUUCCCCCAUGCUAUCCUUCAAUCGUCCUCCGAUGCCACCUAGCGUGGGGCCAGUGGGAAACCCGAUGCCACUAGAUCCCUGGCUGACCUCGCCCAUCUCCAGUGCCACAGCCAUGCAUACCAUCCCAGGGUUUAUGGGUUCACCACAGGGUCUGCAGCCUGCCUAUCCAAGCCACAGCUUCCUCAACACCCCACCUGGCAUGAUCCAAGGUAUGCAGCCAAUGGGCCCUCCUCCCUACCAGUGCCCACUAAGCUUCAACGAUAAAUACCCGAUGGAGGAAGACAGAAGUUCAAGCAUCGCAGCACUUAGGAUGAAGGCCAAAGAGCACAUUCAGUCAAUGGAUAAAACCUGGCAGCACAUGUGAUGUGGCACUGUAGAAGGACUUUUGAGCUGCUCCCGUGAAUGUUUACAAACUGCUUUUCCACUGUUUGUUUCAUGUACCCAUGGCGAGGAUACAUGACACCAAAGGAGUCAGAAAUUUUUUUCACUGACGCUAUUAUGCAACUCUGAAAAUAAACUUCUUAAAAAAAAAAGACUUUAAAAAUCUUAAAAUUAGCAAAUCUCUGGGGGUCAUUUAUUUUGGUUUAGCUCAAAAGGUUUGUUAAUAGACUGUUGUUUAGAGAAAAUCCUCAACAUAAAUUUAAAUUUCUGAUAAAUUGUGCAGACCGUGCUGACAAACUGUAAUACAUGAGAGGCUAAGCAGAGCCAUGUGGUCAGUAGUAGCAACAUUUGUGGUCCCUAAUUUAGGGGUUUCCUUUUUUGUGGAAAUAAAAUAUAAAAAAAAAAAAAAUGAAAUAUUGACCCUAACUCUCUCUACACGUACCUGGGUGUAGGUUUUUCCUGCUACCCUAAAGUCAUAAUAUCUUUAUGAGGUUUAACAAACACUGUGCUGUGCUUUGGGCAUUUGCUGGUAUCUAGAUCUUUAAAACUAGACAUUUUUUGUAUACAUUCUACAAAUGUGUUUAAGGAGGUUUUUCUCCUUGUGUGUUUGUUUGGUUGGGUUUUCUCUUGGUAUUUGUACAUACUGUCAAGCAUUUUCUAGUAUAUUUUCAGGUCCUUUGUAAGUGGGCACAAAUGUGUAUUUUAAAGCCACUUCUCCCACUUAAAUCUAAGUUUGAUUAGGUUUAAAAGUGAUGUGUGUGUCUUAUUUUAAUCAUUAAACAGGCCUUUUGGAGAGCAUUGAGCCCUGAUGGGAGAGGUUAUCGGAAGUCACAGAGCGUAAUCUGGCUCAGAGGCUAAUUUAAACAGACAAGCAUACCUCUUAACACCUAAUUACUGCUUUUAAAGCGAUUAACCCCGGAUUCUCAGCCAUAGACAGAAUACGCUCAGAUGCCCCUGAAAUACCUUUUCAAGACCUGAUUAACUUUACCACUCCCCUCAAACUUGACCAUUUAUAUUAUUUCCAAUUUACAGAUAAGGCACAACAUAUCAAUGUUUUUUUUAUUUUUCAUUACGCCCUGUCUUAAUAUUAACCUUAUUGGUAAAUAUUGCUCUUCAUUGCAUUUUUGACAAAGCAUUCACUAAAGACAGGUGUGUCAAGAGUGGGAAAGUGAAUGGGUGCUGGCAGCCUCUUACUCUUGGAAGAAGCAGUUUUAUGUAACUGUUGGACAAUAACUAGAAAGGAAAUUACGUUACACUGACCACUGCCAUGAUAAAAUUGCUUGUGUGUUUUAUACUGUAUGCUAUUUGGUGUGUGUGUGCGUGCAUUAAAAUGAUGCAAAAGGGCACUGGGCUAGCAGAGUACAUUUUCCUAUAAUAAUUUUCUCUCUGGCUCUUGAAAGACAUUACCUACCUAAAGUGAUACUGUGGCAUUGCUUUGAGGGAAAUGGACACCAUGAUGAAGUGUAAGGAAGAGUUAUCAUUUACAUCACUAAAACAUCUGUAUAUCAUGGCCUUUAGAAAUGACAGCAUACACACUGUCAGUUUUAUAGGUUGAUGUUUAUAUUGCAAUCCCUGUUAACAGUGGACUAAAAGCCAAAGAAAUAAAAAAGAAUGUCUUAUUACUAGAAGACACAUUUAUACAUGUGUUAGGGAGGUUUAUUAGUUUUUCAUCAGUUUUUAAAAUUAUUACAACUAAUUUCUAGUCCUUUCAAUUUUUUAGAAUGUGACUUUCAUUUUCCAUGUGCAAAACACAGAAUAAAGUUACAGUAGCACCACUGUAGAAGCACUUUGA